Lycium ferocissimum is the source of this 897-nucleotide messenger RNA. RefSeq lists its product as uncharacterized. The record is from RefSeq and is a predicted model, not a curated record. The transcript has 2 exons. Bases 1 to 897 code for a protein of 298 amino acids. Lineage: Eukaryota; Viridiplantae; Streptophyta; Magnoliopsida; Solanales; Solanaceae.
AUGAGUAAUAGGCUGGCCUGCAUACUUCCAAGACUUAUUUCUGAUAAUCAAUCAGGAUUUGUCCAUGGAAGACUAAUUACAGAAAAUAUUCUUUUGGCUCAGGAGAUAAUCCAUGGAAUCAGGGACAAGAAAGAGGGGGGAAAUGUUUUUCUUAAACUAGACAUGUCAAAAGCUUAUGAUAGGGUUAAUUGGCACUUUAUCAUUGAUGUUCUCAAGAAGUAUGGUUUUUCUGAUAAAUGGGUGGAUCUUGUAUGGAGAUCUUUCUCCAAUAUUUGGUACUCUAUUCUUAUAAAUGGUUCAAGAAAAGGUUUCUUCCACUCCUCCAGGGGCUUGAGACAAGGAGACCCUCUGUCUCCUGCUCUUUUCAUUUUGGGAGCUGAAGUUUUAUCCAGAAUGCUAAAUACACUCCAUAAUGACAACCUUUAUCUUUGGUUUCUCUAUGAACAGUGUUCUGGCCAACUCAUAAAUGAAGAGAAAAGCUGCUUUCUGGUGAGUCCCAAUACCUGUUCUGAUGAGGUUGCUAGAAUUAAAGAAAUUACUGGGUACAAGCAUAAAGAAUUUCCUUUUACCUACCUUGGGUGCCCAAUUUAUGUUAGUAGAAAACUCAUUUCUACUUUCAAUGAUGCUAUUACUAAAGUUGUCAGAAAAACCUCAGGAUGGCAAGGAAAAUUGCUAUCGAUUGGUGGUAAGGCCAUUCUCAUCAAACAUGUUCUGCAAUCCCAACCAAUUUAUCUGUUAGCUGCUAUGAAACCUCCAAAUGAGAUCUUCUUACAAAUUGAAAGAUACAUGACUAAGUUUUUCUGGGGUUGUACUGAUAAGAAGAAGAAGCUUCACUGGAGCUCAUGGGCUAAAAUGUGUUAUCCUACUGAAGAGGGUGGCUUGGUUUCAGAAGACUGA